AUCUUUGCCCAGAAAAGUGAAGAGCUGCCGAUCCGCUGGCCUGGGCGUCCCUGCUGCCCCCUUAGGCCGGGUGCCCGACGUCCCCAAACGCCCAGACCUCACCCUCCCGCUCCUGCACCUUAUGGGCGCCCCUUCGCGGACCCCUAAGGGUGCGCUCCUGGGCCUCACCUGCUGCACCGGGCAGCUUUGUUCCGAGCCCCCCCCCCCCGCGAUCACCUCCUCUCGGGAGCGGGGUUGGGUUGCUCUCCCACUCCCCGCACCCGAGCCCCGUCCUCCUGCGCUGAGGGUGGGGUCCGCUCGAGGCCGGAGGUGGUUUAGCCACCCCGAAACCCGACCCUGCCCCGCCCGCCCGCCCAGAAGGACCUUGAGACUGGGCCCGAGACCCGAGCGUGGCCGGCCGUCCUGGCUGCCAGGGCUUCUGGAACUGCUCUCUGGCCGAUUGCAGGAGGACCCACCGGUGGGUGUCAGCGGUGCACCAUCUGAAAACAACAUCAUGCAGUGGAAUGCAGUUAUAUUUGGACCAGAAGGGACACCAUUUGAAGAUGGUACAUUCAAACUAGUAAUAGAAUUUUCUGAAGAAUAUCCAAAUAAACCACCAACAGUUAGGUUUUUAUCCAAAAUGUUUCAUCCAAAUGUGUAUGCUGAUGGUAGCAUAUGUUUAGAUAUCCUUCAAAAUCGAUGGAGUCCAACAUAUGAUGUAUCUUCUAUCUUAACAUCAAUUCAGUCUCUGCUGGAUGAACCGAAUCCAAACAGUCCAGCCAAUAGCCAGGCAGCACAGCUUUAUCAGGAAAACAAGCGAGAAUAUGAGAAGAGAGUUUCGGCCAUUGUGGAGCAAAGCUGGAAUGAUUCAUAAUAGACAACUGGUCUGUUCAUCUCUCUCUUCAUCGCUGUGUAUAAUUUACCUCCCAGUAGAAAGGCUAACAUUUUAAGUGCCACAAGUUGUAAGGAUUCUGCAAAAGAAAAAAGAAAAAAAAGGUCCUUCAUUUAGAACCUACAAAAGCUUGUGUAUCUUGAUUAAUGUACUUUUUAUUGCAUGGUGUGAACUAAGUUAUUGCUGCAUAAAUUUGUAAUAUAUCCUGUUUGUAUUUUUUUCCAAGUGUAUAAUGUUGGUGUGGAGUUUUCAUGACAGAAUAUACACAUUUUGUAAAUCUGUACUUUUUUCAAAUAUUGAAUGCCUUAUUUUUGAAUUCUUUAGAUUUUUAAAUUGGAGAAAAGCACUUAAAAUUUUUUAUAUAUGAAUAUUACAUGUAAAGCUGUUAAAAUACAUAACUUCAGUGCAAGAGACUUUGUCACUUAUUUCCUUAUCUGUUAGAAGGGUUAAUAAGUCUCUAGCUCUCCAUCAGUUGAUAGUUUCAGUUCCAAUUGCAAAAGAACAUGUUUCUAUUUUAUCAAGAAAGUCUUCAAAUUUGAUUCUGGAUACUAAUUAUAAUCUCCAACUUUAUUUUGAAUGCACCUAUAUUAGUUUCAAUUGAGUAGUUAUAGACGUAACUGGCUUGACCCCGCUCGGCUCUGUGCUGAGGCCACUUGCUGACAGUUUCUCUGUGUGUUACUGUUUAACUGUACCUUUGUAGUUUCACAUUGGGACCUCUACCACGAGCAGAGAACUGACGCAACUUAUUCUGCUGCUUGGUAGCUCUUGAAAGGCUUGUGAUGAAUGAAGAAGGUAAAAACCAUGAACGUUUACCAAAAAUUGAUGCCCCAGUAUUAGCAAAGAAUUGGUUGCAUUUUUUGAGUAAGGCAGAUAUUUGGAAGGAAUCUUGGUGUAAUUUAAAUAUUUGAAAACUACCUUUUAAUGCAAUUACGUAUCUGUUUAUUCUGAGAAAAUGUUUUAACACCAGGGCCUGCUGAGUUGCUUUCUCUCGUGGAGAUUUUCUUUUUAAUCUCCUUAAGUUGUAUAAGUUGUACUGCAUCUUAGUUUACUGGAUAAAUUUAAAACACAGUAUUGUGGAAAGCUAAUACAAGCUAUCUUAUGCUUUCAAAUAGUAUAGAAAAUGGAAAAUACACAAGUAAAUUCUGUUGAACCACC
Molecule: messenger RNA, 2026 nt
Organism: Heterocephalus glaber (naked mole-rat)
Lineage: Eukaryota; Metazoa; Chordata; Mammalia; Rodentia; Bathyergidae
Source: RefSeq, a predicted model, not a curated record